UUUGGCAAUCUCCAUCUCUAAUCCUUCCUUACAAAAUGUGACUGCUUCCCAUUUGAGGAAAAAGCACAUAAAUUUAGGCAACUGUUUCGCUUAAGCCAUUGUCUGCUUGCUUUCUUGUCCCUUCAGUGUCUCACCAAAAUUUCCCGGAAAUUCUGUUCUGUUUGUUUCUGUUUUCUUUGUUGAUUGGGGCCCUGUGGAAGUUGAAGCACUGAUUUGAAGCUCUUGUUCAUAGGUGUCAUACUUGUUUGUUUGGUGCACUAAUACCUAAUUGGUCUUUGCACUCCAUUUCACAGUAAAACAUAGUUUAGGAGUACUAAGGUGGAAGUUUAUUGGAACAAAGUUAUUACAUUGAGCUUUUGGUGGCAUCUCCUCUUUCAAUCCAGCCAUGACUCGUGCAAGUUCGAUCCAAUCAUCUCAAGAAUUAAGGAUUUAUAAUAGUCGUGGAUGCAGUAGCCAACAUACUUGUGUGAUGGGAAAGGGAAAGAACAGAGUACAGUUGGUUAAUGCCAGUCUUUCAUCGCAUGGUUUGCGACAGGAUGCUUGGACUGUUCACUUUUUAAGUAGCACACGCAGGCCAAUAAUUGCUACACCUUCCAGAUGCAAUGUAUUUGUCUGCCGUUCUCUUCUAACACCCAGUGGAGGAAAUACGAUUCCGGUUCUGAAAUUUGCAUCUGUGAUCUUGACAAGGUCAUAUGAUGUCCUGUGCAGAAGUCAAGUUGUGCUUGAAUUGAUCCCAGCAAUUGGUAUCAUUGCUUUUGCUACAUGGGGUCUUGGUCCACUCAUGCAUCUGGGCAGGAUUAUUUUUUUCUAUCAGAAGUCUGAUAAUAAUUGGAGUAAAAGUAGAACAAAUUAUGUUAUGACCUCAUACCUUCAGCCUUUGCUACUGUGGACUGGAAUGACACUCAUCUGCAGAGCAUUAAAUCCUGUAAUUUUACAUUCAGAAGUGAGCCAGGCUGUGAAGCAACGACUUCUGAAUUUUGUACAAUCAUUAUCAACUGUGCUGGCAUUUGCCUAUUGUUUAUCAAGAUUGAUUCAACAGGCACAGAAGUUCCUCUCAGAGACAAGGGACUCUGAUAAUGCAACACAUAUGGGAUUUAGUUUCGCUGGAAAAGCUGUUUAUAGUGCUGUUUGGAUUGCUGCUGUAUCAUUGUGCAUGGAAUUGCUGGGUUUCUCUACCCAAAGGUGGCUCACAGCUGGGGGUCUUGGUACCGUGCUGCUCACCCUUGCUGGUCGGGAGGUAUUUACAAAUUUUCUUUCAAGUGUAAUGAUCCAUGCAACACGGCCAUUUGUGGUGAAUGAAUGGAUUCAGACAAAGAUUGAAGGCUAUGAGGUUUCUGGCACGGUUGAGCAUGUGGGAUGGUGGUCACCUACAAUCAUAAGAGGUGAUGAUCGUGAAGCAGUUCACAUUCCAAACCAUAAAUUCACUGUGAAUGUUGUUAGAAAUCUCAGCCAGAAGACUCAUUGGCGUGUUAAGACCCACCUUGCUAUCAGUCACUUGGAUGUCAAUAAAAUAAUUAACAUUGUUGCUGAUAUGCGCAAGGUUUUGGCUAAAAAUCCUCAAAUAGAGCAGCAAAGAUUGCACAGAAGAGUUUUCUUGGAUAACAUUGACCCAGAGAAUCAGGCUCUUAAGAUUUUGGUAUCAUGCUUUGUGAAAACCUCACAUUUUGAAGAGUACCUCCGUGUAAAGGAAGCAAUACUCUUGGAUCUUCUUAGAGUUAUAAGCCAUCAUCGGGCCCGGCUUGCCACACACAUCCGUACUGUUCAAAAAAUAUACAAUGAGGCUGAUUUGGAUAAUGUACCAUUUUCCAACACUAUUUUUACUCAUUCAGGAGUAGCUGCUAACUGUCCAUUAUUGCUGAUCGAACCCUCUCAUAAAAUCAAUGCUGAUGAUAAAACUAAAGCUUCAACUCGUUCAGUACGUACUAAUGAGGAAAAGGAUGCAAAGGGUGAAGCAGCCUCAACAUCUGAGUCUAUGGCUGAGCCAAAUGUUGAUUCAAUAAAAGAUAAGGUCACAACAACAACUUCUGACUCCAGUACAACUUCUAACGUUUCAGCAAUCCCUAAAUCCAAUCCCCAACUUGGGAAAUCAUUGCAUGAUAAUUCAGUGCAAAACAGUUCUGAAACAUUGCAGCCUAGCGGAAGCACAGGACACGUAUGUAAGAAGAAAAUGGGGCUAAAUACUGAAGAAAUAACUCCAGGCAGGACAACACUUGAAGAAUAUUCAGUUAAUGAAUCUAAAAAAAGUGAUAUCCCGACAGCCACUUCACAGGCUAAACAGGACGUGGAGAGGACUGUCAGCUCACCAUCAGUAGGCCGGCCUCCUUUGGAAGAAAACAUUGUUCUCGGUGUUGCUCUUGAGGGCUCAAAACGAACACUUCUGAUUGAAGAAGAAAUUGAUCCAUCUUCUUUCCCCCAAAAGUCGAAGGAAUUGGCUGGCAGCCGGGAUGGAAAUGGGUCUCCUGCUGGGAAGGAUAAGAAAGAUGGUCAGAUGCCAACAGUUCAAAGUACCUCACAAAUUGAUUAACAGUAUGAAGAGCGGUAGUCAAAUUGUGGGCGUUGUAUAUGCCCAUUGAAGAUUGAAAUUGUGCAAGGAUACAACAGCUGUGUUUUUGAAGCUGUUCAUUAUGCUGUUUAUACUUGUCAUGAAUUGCCAUUAUUUGUAAAUAAUUGUUAAAUUGAGUAAGUGCUAAUCUGAAGAAGUAACUGACAAGCCAAAGCCAAUGGAGCCUAUUAACUGCAAAUACUAUUAAUGUUUCAAUUUUAUUUAAUUCUCA
Hevea brasiliensis (rubber tree) is the source of this 2774-nucleotide messenger RNA. Its product is annotated as mechanosensitive ion channel protein 2, chloroplastic. Gene Ontology annotation, biological process: transmembrane transport. Gene Ontology annotation, cellular component: membrane. The record is from RefSeq and is a predicted model, not a curated record. The transcript is spliced from 14 exons. Bases 386 to 2524 code for a protein of 712 amino acids. Lineage: Eukaryota; Viridiplantae; Streptophyta; Magnoliopsida; Malpighiales; Euphorbiaceae.